AUAAACUAGUGGUGCAUACAAUAGUAGCUAUUGGUGUACGUAUACACACAUUGGUCGAGACUGUUCGUGCGUCAAUCGGUUUUUAACAAAUAACCGUACGAUAACGUCGUAACCUCUGUUAUCGCCGUAUCCCGGAACGUCUGCGGACCACGAGCGCUGGGAUACGUUAGGUAAUAACGACUCAUACUGUUCGGUGCAUUUACUACUCUCUAUAUAAACCUCCGACCAGCUUCGUACAUGUCAUUUCUCAUUACACUUUGAUGGCGACAAUUAGCAACAUCGCACUGUAAACUACCGCUCGACCGCUCAUAUUUCACGAAGCUCGGACAUUAUUGAUAACGUAGGUAGUGACGUUUACACGUGCGCUGCGGUUAAAUGACAUUUGCUUUGAAAGUUUGAAACAUAACAUUUUUGUGAAGGAUAGUGUACGGUCGGCAAAAUGUAUAACAAGACGAGUGCGACGUUGAUGCUGCAGACGAUAAUGGUGUUGAUGGAUAAACAAAAUUCCACCGGUGUCACCAACUUCCCCGGCACUUUUACUGAUGAUGCGGAAUUGGAGCGUUGCUACGGCGCUUACGGGUGCUUCUCGAAGGCGUACCCAUGGACGGAAAACCGGCCAGAUAACUAUUUCCCAGUACCACCAGAAGCUAUGGCUGUCCGGUAUCCCGCGUUCACGAGGAGGAAUCGAAAGAUACCAGUGUUGUUUGAAACGGAUAAUAAAGAGAAAAUAGCAAAUGCUAAUCUGGAUCCUAGAGGACCUUUUUACUUUAUAUCUCAUGGAUUCUUGGAAGGGGGUCAUAAACUUUGGAUACAAAACAUGGCGGAUGCUCUUCUAAAUCUUCAAGGGAAUGAGGCAGCGACAGUGAUAGUCGUGGACUGGCGAGGCGGAUCACAACCUCCUUACGGUCAAGCUGUGGCUAACAUCAGGCUUAUUGGCGUCAUGACUGCUCAUCUUAUACAUAAUAUUUAUGAGGUGUUAGGUUUGCAACAUAUAGACAAUUUCCAUUUUAUUGGACACUCUUUGGGGGCACAUUUAGGCGGAUACUGCGGUCAUGCUUUACAAAAGAGAUUUUAUUUGAAAUUAGGAAGAAUAACCGGCUUAGACCCUGCAGCUCCCUACUUCACCAAAACUGUAACUUUAGUACGCCUCGACCGAUCCGAUGCUAAGUAUGUGGACAUCAUACACAGCAACGCAAUGCCUUUGUACUUCUCUGGUUUCGGUAUAACCGAGCCGAUAGGCCACGUGGAUUUUUACCCCAACGGUGGGUCGACGCAACCAGGUUGCAAGCAAGCCAGUUCCCCUAACGGAGGUUCCAAUGACCUGUCGUACCAACAAGUUGUGAAGUACGUCGGUUGUAACCACGAGAGGAGUUACGAGUACUUCAUAGAGAGCGUGGCGCCAUCUUGCCCUUUUAUGGCGGUUCAGUGCGAGUCUUAUGAUGCAUUCCUUGCUGGCAAUUGCACGAGUUGUGAUAAGCACCAUUAUUGCAUACCAAUGGGCUAUCAUUCGUACAACAUCUACAAACGGUUACAAAUGGGCGGUCUAGUCGACACCAACUCUAAUAUAGCUCUGUAUGCUCUCACCGGCAAUAAUAAGCCUUAUUGCAGAGUCCACUACGAAGUGGUGAUGAAAGUAGCGAACACAACAGCGAGCAUUACUCACGGCCCAGAGUCAGGAAAGCUGUCCAUUACAUUAGUUGACAGAAACAACAAUAAGAGUGACCACAUGUUCUUGGAUGAAGAACAAAAGUUCUACAAGCCCGGCACUAUUGAGACCAAGAUGGUAGCAGUAAAGGACACUGGCCAUCCCCCUAUAUUUGUGAUCGUCGAGUGGAAAUACGAAACGAAUCUCUUCAAUCCUAUGACUUGGAGGCUGUUGAAGAGUCCUAGUAUAUACGUCGAGUAUAUGAAGUUGUCGUCCAUUGAAUAUAAUACUGAUAUCACGGUAUGCCCGAAACGAAACAAGCCGGUCGUCGCUAACCUGCCUACGAUUAUGAAGCCAAAAUACUGUAAAUUUACAAAAUAAGUUAACCUUAUGAUUUUUAUGACAAAAGAAGAGAUUUCAUUGGACAGUUAACUUAUUUAUGACAAUGCAAAACGUUUACAAAAAGUAUUUUAAUAGUAUUUUAAAUAUUUACUUAAUCUGUUAAUUCUUUUAAUAUAUAAUUUAGAAAGUUUGUAUGGAUGUAUGAAUGUUUGUCACUCUUUCAUAUGAAAGCAACUGAAAGGAUUUGGAUGAAAUAUAGUUUAAAUCAGAAUAGCAUAGAGGCUUUAUAUCCGCGUGUGGUAAGUUCUAUUCUCGAAACGCAGCUGACAUCGCAUGCGGAUGCUAGUCUAAGAUAAAUAUAACAAUAACUUUAAAAUAUACUUAGGUACUAUGUAUAAAUUUAGGUAGAGGUAUUUACUAAUGUUAAUGUAAAUAAAUGUUAUACGCAAUUAUUAAA
Molecule: messenger RNA, 2444 nt
Organism: Helicoverpa armigera (cotton bollworm)
Lineage: Eukaryota; Metazoa; Arthropoda; Insecta; Lepidoptera; Noctuidae
Product: pancreatic lipase-related protein 2
Exons: 11
Coding region: 440-2026 (528 amino acids)
Biological process (GO): lipid catabolic process
Molecular function (GO): triacylglycerol lipase activity
Source: RefSeq, a predicted model, not a curated record